UGAUAAACCAACUAUUUACACGGCAUCGGUACUUCACAUCGAUAUCUUCACACAUCGCUAUCCCAUUUGGCCUCGUUCUUCGUGCCUCUUCCGGGCUGCUUGAUGUCAGCGCCAGCCACAUUCCGUCGCGCCUCAACAAUGAAGAUGGCCGACUUUGUCUGUCCUUCGGACACAUUCCCGGCGUGGCAGUGUGAGAUUCGAGAUGCCACAGCCUGUCGUGGCUACCCCUUUUCUCGGCCAUCACGUCUCUCUUACCUGAUCCAUGCUCAUGUUGACCUCACUAACGCCACCUCUCGACAGUCCACCUCAUCUACGGACCACCUUUGCGCAGGAAGAUACCCGAUUCCGAUUUACGCCCGUCAAAACCACCAAAACCGCUCCCCGCGUCUGGGAGCGCAAGCCGUCGACCGCAUUCCGGGCGCGCGGCAAGUCGCGUAAAGUGUGGAAGCGCUUUCGCUCCUCCUUCAACAGCAUGAAGUCUCUGCAGCAGUUGACGGCGGAGCGUCACCACAUCGACUAUGACCUGUAUUUGGAAAUCAACUCGUCCCGGAACCCCGGCCUCGCCCGCGGUGUCAAGCGCCGAUGUUUUGCUCUGGAGGCGGACGAUAUGGAGGAUGUGCGCGGGCGCUCAUUCCUCGAGACGAAGUGGGAGGCCCAGGUUACUGGGCGACGACGCAAACUACCCCUCGUUUACAGCGAUUUUCUCGACAUCUCCGAUGAACCGGUGGAAUAUGACAGCCUCCAGCCACAAGAGUCGGGUGACGAUGCGAGUAACGUGCCGGAGGUGCCCACGUCGACGUUGGAGGAAGCUCUCGCGGAGAACCCUGCAGCAGAGGACGAAUGCUCCAGUCGGAUGCCGGAAACCCCCACCAGACUGGCGGCCGCCGCAGCCUAUCCCCGCACGCUACAUGGCCAGUCGCCGCUAGUGUUCGGUGGGAUGACUGACAGUCCUGCACACAUAAACCCCCACGAGGUCAGCGAACAGCCGGUUUUGGCUCUCUCCGACAGUGCAGACGUGCCUACGACUCCAGAAGAGGACCAUGACGAACAGACGGUUGCUACAAUGAUCGGCGAUCAGCCCGACCCUGUGCCAGAGCUUGAACCAGAGCUUGAAGCCCUGGAAGAGCAGGUGCCUGCUACGAUCACCGCCCCCGUGCCGGAUUUAACGGCCGAGCAGGAAUCGACGCUGGUCCGGUCCGCUCUCCGAAGCUCAUUGGACGGCGAAGACACCGAACUGCUGAACAACUUUUUAUCCAAGGCAAAGGCCAAGCGCGAGGCCAAAGCUGCCGCUAUGAUCGCCCCGGAUGCAGAAAAGGAUGCAGAAAAGACGGAGCAGGAGCUGCCGGUCGUGGUCGCGUCUCCGACCCCACCGUCACGGCGUGCCCUGGAAGAUCUCGACGCGAAUUCACCAUCGCCCCAGAAACCUCAGGUGUCACCGACCAAGCCACAGGACGAGGGUAGCCCGCAGCCCUCUAGCCCGCGUCGGAGUAGCCGACCGCGCACGAACCGCUCGUCCACGCUACUGACGACCAUCACCGCCGCGGCUGCGGUGCGGAACACCCUCUCUCUGCGGCGGGCCAAGGGCACGGAGUUUAUCUUUCUGCAGCGCACCGAAGCGCAGGAGCUAGCCCUCGCAACGCGGCGGAACACGCGACUCAACAAGGGAAAUGCCUUGAUGCCAAAAUUCGUGUUGCAGGGACUCUCACGCAAAUCGCCCGAAGCCAAGAAAGCGUCUCCUUGCACCGACGAUCGGUCGGGAGACGACUCGGGACGAUCCCACAAGAAGAAGCAUGUGUCCUGGAACGACGACCGGCUGGUGCAGUUUGAGGGUGAGGAAGAUGGUGCAAAGGACGACGGGCAUGACGUUGUCCACGACGGAAGCAAGGGCAAAAGCCCCGAGAAAAGAAAGGCAGCCAGUAGCCGGACGACGCGGUCUCAAGUGGCGCCGAAGAGUGGUGGGGAGGACCGCGCCGAUGCAGCUACCGCAGCGGCUACUGCACCCGCUACUGCAACGCCUCGGACGCGGCGCGUGCGCCGGCUGGGGCCCGGAGCAGCCCAAGCCGACUCGGCGGGAACCCUGAGUCUGUCGUCACCGUUGAGCGAGAGCCAAAGCAGUGACCGCAAGAAGCUGACCCCCAAGUCGCCCAGACGGGGACCGGCGACGCCGUCGAAAGCAGCCGACAGCAUCAAGACAUCACUGCGCAGUAGUAGCGCGAAGACGAACCUUUUGAAAAUCCAUGCGGGAUCGACGCCAGUGCCUCGGAAAAUGCGACCGCGGUGAUUGUUCUGGAAUUAUCGGUGUACAUACGGUGCUAGGCGUUUAUGUGCUGGAGCUAUGUUAUUAUCGUUUAUUACCGUUUAAUCAAUUCCUUAGCAGAUUUAGCAGUUCAGCUGUAAUAAAUAUGGUACUUAUCAC
This is a messenger RNA of Aspergillus ibericus CBS 121593, 2416 nucleotides long. RefSeq lists its product as uncharacterized. The transcript has 3 exons. The record is from RefSeq and is a predicted model, not a curated record. Lineage: Eukaryota; Fungi; Ascomycota; Eurotiomycetes; Eurotiales; Aspergillaceae. Bases 263 to 2281 code for a protein of 672 amino acids.